GCCUCUCUACAUCACUUUGCUUUAUCGUGGUUCCCGAGCUGAACUCUCACACGUCACGUCCACUUCUGAGAAUAUUUCUCUUUCACACCACGGACGAGAUCAUUCGUGUUAUUUAACCUUUUUUUUUCCAGAUGGUGGUCUUCAUCAUGCGGUACACAUGGACAGCUCUCUGUGUCAUCGUGGUAACGAUGUCAGGUUCAGUGAAAUCUGAGGAGGCUUCAGUGAGGUUCGAGUUCAUCCUGGACAUCACCAACCGCAUCUACAACGACUCGCUGCUCAAGAAUGACUCUGCUGAUUAUAAGCACCUGUUCUCACAAGUUAACACAACGCUCUACUCCAUCUACGGCUGUACUUCUUGUAGCACACACUCAUUUUAUCGCAAUGUAUCAAAGAUGACCUUCAGUAAUGAAAAUGGAAAUGUGCUCGUAAAUGCCACACUCGUGUUCGGGACAAUGAAGGACAACGCUGAUAUGAUUAAAGGCUUGUUUACGAAUGCGACUGCUGUUAAUAAUGAAAAGAACAGCCUUAAAUUCGACCCCAAAUUCACACAGGUUUCACAAUCAAACCCUGAAUCACCUGCUACCAGCACAUCCCACCCAAUCAAGACUGCAGCCACUCAUCCUACAGAACAUCCUACAGAACAUCCUACAGAUCAUACUGCAGGUCAUCCUACAGAUCAUACUGCAGGUCAUCCUGCAGAUCAUCUCACAACUAAACAUCACAACGCCGCCUGUAAUCAAACUGGAACUGUGCUCGUUAAGGCUACACUCACCUUCAAGUCAAAUGAAACCGAUGCUCGUUUGGUCGAAAGUCUGUUACUGAAAGCGGUCAAUGGCAGUAAUGAAAUAAACUACCUUAAGUUUAAACCUGAAUUCUCAGAAGGGCACUCUGAGGAAUGGGACACAAAAGAACAGGCACAGAGACGGGAUUAG
Messenger RNA from Tachysurus fulvidraco (yellow catfish), 932 nucleotides. RefSeq lists its product as uncharacterized. Bases 132 to 932 code for a protein of 266 amino acids. The record is from RefSeq and is a predicted model, not a curated record. NCBI's taxonomy places the organism in Eukaryota, Metazoa, Chordata, Actinopteri, Siluriformes, Bagridae. The transcript is spliced from 7 exons.